Molecule: messenger RNA, 714 nt
Organism: Botrytis fragariae
Lineage: Eukaryota; Fungi; Ascomycota; Leotiomycetes; Helotiales; Sclerotiniaceae
Product: putative short-chain dehydrogenase reductase sdr protein
Exons: 3
Coding region: 1-714 (237 amino acids)
Source: RefSeq, a predicted model, not a curated record
AUGGAGAACGUUCUUGUUAUCGGAGCCACUGGCAACAUCGGUGUCGCAGCAGUACUUGGAGCCUUACAAUCUAAGCGUCAUGUACUUGCAAUAGUGAGGAACCAGGCCUCUGCGGACAAGUUGUUCAAACAUGUGGGAACAAAGAACGGCAUCACAACAGUCGAGGCCGACAUCAUGUCAGAAGGAGGAGUGCAAACUGUGGUGGACCAAGUCCGGGCUGGGAAACUGCCAGAUUUUCAGCAUGUUUACUCUGCUGCUGGAGGUGCAUACGGUGCAACGUCUUUGACUGAGCUAAGCCUCAACGAACUACGUCAAAUCAUGAGUGUCAACUUUGAAUCCAACUUUUUCGCUUACCGUGCAACCAUCCCAUAUUUGCUAGAGCAAAAGAAAGCAACUAGCUUCACACUCUGCACCGGUGCACAGGGUGACAUUGGGGCUCGCGCAGCACCCGCUAUCUCACAAGGUCCCCUCUUCUCGAUGGCAAACGUAGCCUGCCGUGAUAAUACUGAUUCGAGCGUUCGCUUCAACGAAGUGUAUCUUAAUUGUCGGGUUGAAGUUGAUUCAUCGGCCGCUAAAACGGGAGCAAUGAAAUCGUCUGAUUUCGCUCGCUCUUAUACAGAACUGCUCUCUAGACCAGAAAUCAAGAGUUCUCGCAUAAUUGUAUCCACAAAUGAUGAUUUGGAGGAUUUGAAGCACAAGAAGAAGAUUGCUUAG